AUGGACGCUGAUCCUAGCUCAAAGCAUGGCCGAACGGCCCAGCUGGCUCUAGAUACAGAAGUACCAUCUACAAGAAGUUCGGAGCUUGGCCCAAAUGCCAUGAAGAGCGUUAGACCCUCCUCCGGCUCCUACGAUAGCCCGUUGAGACAGCAUGCUCGGUAUCCCACAGCUCCACGACAAGUCAAAGAAACCCUCAACGCUCAAUCGACAUAUACAAACAGCCAGGACGAUAACACUGCGGAACAUCGUAUAAAUCAAUACUUGAUCAAACAAGAGAUUGGCAGGGGCUCGUUUGGCGCCGUCCACCUGGCCACAGAUCAAUAUGGAGAGGAAUAUGCUGUUAAAGAAUUCUCCAAAUCGCGACUGCGAAAACGUGCUCAGUCCCAUGGGUUACGCCGUCGCCCGGGAAGACACCCAAGCGCCCAACCCGCCGGUGUCGGCUUCAAUUCACCUCUCCAUCGACACCCUUCCGGUAUCGAGGACGGGGAAAAUGGAAACUCUCUAUAUCUUAUCAAAGAGGAAAUUGCCAUCAUGAAAAAACUCAAUCACAGCAACCUUGUAUCACUGAUAGAGGUACUAGAUGACCCUACCGAGGACUCCCUUUACAUGGUUAUGGAGAUGUGCAAGAAGGGCGUCAUCAUGAAAGUUGGUCUAGGUGAACAGGCAGACCCGUAUAGCGAAGAAAAUUGUCGAUGUUGGUUCCGUGAUCUUAUCUUGGGUAUUGAGUACCUACACGCUCAGGGAAUUGUGCACCGCGAUAUAAAGCCUGACAACUGCCUGCUGACCAACGAUGAUGUCCUCAAGGUCGUUGACUUUGGUGUCUCAGAAAUGUUUGAGAAAUCUUCCGAUAUGUACAUCGCCAAGUCGGCUGGUUCUCCUGCUUUUAUACCGCCAGAGCUCUGUGUUGCCAAACAUGGUGAGAUCUCUGGUCGAGCUGCGGAUUUGUGGUCAAUGGGUGUGACUCUUUACUGCCUACGCUAUGGCCGUAUACCAUUCCAUACAAGCAAUAUAUUCGACUUGUACAGCUCGAUCAGAAACGACGAGGUAGAACUUCCGGGUGAAACGAAUGAAGAUUUUAAGGAUCUCAUGAAGAAGAUCCUAGAGAAUGAUCCAGCAAAACGAAUAACUAUGCCGCAGUUGAGGGUCCAUCCUUGGGUUACCAAAGGUGGUACGGACCCCCUUUUAUCUGAAGAGGAGAAUACUGCGACUCUCGUGGGCCCGCCUACAGAUGAAGAGAUGAACACCGCAAUCACUAGAAAUCUGGGCCAUGCGCUUAUAGUGGUUAAAGCUGUUCAGAAAUUUAAAAGACUCAUUAACGACGGAAGCCCUCUGCAGAUGGAAAGCAUUCUUGGCGAUGGUGAAGCAUCUCACUUCGUACAGCCCCCGCUUCUCAUGGGAGAGGAGGAAGAAGAAGAAUUCAGUGCCGUCCUGCACAAUAGAAAUAUCAAAGAACACGUUUACCCAAGACGGCCAGAUCAACCCAAACGGCCAAGCCAGGCGGCUUCCGAUAAACCAUCUUCACACAACUUUGAGAUUUGUCAAUCACCAUCACCACAACUUCAACACACCCCUAGAGUGGGCACACCAACGAGACAAACUGGAUCUGAAGGAACCCGUGGGCAUGCCCGUGACCCACUAGAGGAAGAAAUGCCAUUUCUCAACGUCGGCCCUUCAAAUUUUGGCACUGACACCGAACCUGCCCAAAACCAAGGCCUUUUAUCUCUGGAAUCUGGCGGAAUUCCCAUACCCCCCAGCCAAAAGCUUGCCGAAUCACCCAUGGUUGUGAGUGAGUCUCCUCCGGCAGCAGAUAUCGAUAUCUACGAGACGGCUUAUAGGGAGAUAAUCGAGCGAAUUACCAGCCAAAGCCGUGAAGCCCGGUCGCCUACGCCCAGAGUAUAUCUCAACCGAAGAGUCGAGAAGAAGGCAACUAACGUUUCUGGUUUGUGGUCGAUAGCUAGAAAAAAUAGCAAGCUAUCAGGCCCAUCUAACCCUUCUUUGCCUACCGCUGCCGUACACGGCGGACCUACCCCGCGUCCUAGCCCUAUCAAGCGGUUUACGGCGGCUGCAGCAUCUUUUGCAGCAUCUUCAGGGCAGCGGUCACCGUCGCCUUUGGUAGCAGCAGUUACGGUGAACGAUGGAGUGGUGUCAAGUCAGGAGACUAAACCUAACCUUAUAGAAACAACUGCAACAGUCCCUGAGACAACUGCAUCCCCUACUACCCUUUCACCAACCGAAAUUGCAACAAAGGGUUUGUGA
Messenger RNA from Microsporum canis CBS 113480, 2256 nucleotides. RefSeq names its product calcium/calmodulin-dependent protein kinase. Gene Ontology annotation, molecular function: ATP binding; protein serine/threonine kinase activity. The transcript has 6 exons. NCBI's taxonomy places the organism in Eukaryota, Fungi, Ascomycota, Eurotiomycetes, Onygenales, Arthrodermataceae. Gene Ontology annotation, cellular component: cytoplasm. Bases 1 to 2256 code for a protein of 751 amino acids. The record is from RefSeq and is a predicted model, not a curated record. Gene Ontology annotation, biological process: intracellular signal transduction; protein phosphorylation.